GUUGCCGUAGACCCGCUGCGGACACGAGAUAAGUCGGUGUGUGAUGGCUCCUCCCCGCUUUACUUCUCUUGUAUGACGGAUAAACGCAGACUGAGGCAAGAUGGGUCGCAAAGUAUUGGUGGCGACUUGCUCGCUGAAUCAGUGGGCGAUGGACUUCCAGGGCAACAUGGACAGAAUCUUGGACUCUAUCAUUCAAGCCAAAACCGCAGGAGCAACCUACAGAAGUGGUCCUGAGCUUGAAAUAACUGGUUACAGCUGUGCUGAUCAUUAUUAUGAAAGUGACACGAUGUUACAUUCAUGGGAAGUUGUGGCAGAAUUACUUCAACAUCCGUCAUGCACUGAUAUCAUGAUUGAUGUUGGCCUUCCAGUCAUGCACAAAAAUGUCACAUAUAACUGCAGAUUGGUUUUCCUAAACAGGAAAAUUUUAUUGAUCCGUCCAAAGCAGAUACUAUGUGAUGAUGGCAACUACAGGGAGACCAGAUAUUUCACAGCAUGGAGAAAGAUUCGUCAAGUAGAGGACCACUAUCUACCUCGAAUGAUCUGUAAGAUCACGGGUCAGAUUACAGUCCCCUUUGGAGAUGCCGUUAUAGCUACCAGAGACACCUGUAUAGGCUAUGAAAUAUGUGAAGAAUUAUGGAACCCAGAAAGUUGCCACAUUCCCAUGGCUUUGGAUGGAAUAGAGAUCAUUGUGAAUGGCUCUGGCUCCUACACAGAAAUUCGCAAGAGCCAUGUGUCUCAGGACCUUAUCAAAUCUGCAACAGCUAGAAGUGGAGGCUGUUAUGUGUUUGCCAAUCUGAGAGGAUGUGAUGGAGAUAGAGUAUACUUCCCUGGAAUUUCCAUGAUUGGUCUCAAUGGGUCAAUCAUUGCUCGUACAACUCCAUACAGUCUGUCUGAGGUUGAAAUAAUCACUGCCACAGUUGACUUGGAAUCAAUCCGUUGUUAUCGCUCUCUGAUACGCAGUCGGUGCCUACAUGCUUCUCAGAGUCAGGCUUAUCCACGUGUACAGGUCAACUUUGCUCUCUCCAAUGAUGAUGAUAUAUUCCUGCCAAUAUGCUCGCCUCUUGAGUAUAAACUCCCAACCCCCGAGGAAGAGAUCCUCUAUGGGCCAGCCUGUUGGUUGUGGGAUUACCUGCGUCGUUCUGGUCAAGGUGGAUUCCUCUUGCCACUGUCUGGGGGGGUCGAUUCGUCAUCCACUGCCACGAUUGUAUAUUCAAUGUGCAACUUAGUGGUAAAGGCUGUUGCAAGUGGGGAAGAGAAGGUUUUGGAGGAUGUGCGGCGCAUAGUGUCACAAGCAGAUUAUGUUCCUCGAGAUCCUCGGGAGCUGUGUGGUAGACUCUUUCACACGGUUUACAUGGCCACAGAGAAUUCAUCCAAUGAAACAAAGGCUCGUGCAAAGCUGCUGUCUCAGCAAAUAGGAAGCUACCAUAUUCCUAUUGGAAUCGAUAGUAUGGUUUCUGCUGCACUGGGAAUAUUUAGUGCUGCAACAGGGCAUAUCCCCAAAUUCAAAGUGCGUGGUGGGACAGUGAGGGAAAACCUAGCUCUGCAAAAUGUUCAGGCUCGUCUUCGCAUGGUCCUCGCAUACCUAUUUGCACAGUUGAUGUUGUGGGUACGAGGACGUCAAGGUGGCCUCCUAGUGCUUGGAUCUGCCAAUGUGGAUGAAGCUCUUCGUGGAUACAUGACCAAAUAUGAUUGCAGUUCAGCUGACAUCAACCCCAUCGGAGGCUUUUCCAAGUGUGAUCUGAAGAAGUUUUUACACUUAGCAAAAGAAAGACUGAAUCUACCUGUAUUAGGAGAAAUCCUAGGUGCUCCACCCACAGCUGAGUUAGAACCCUUGCAAGAAGGGAAGCUUGCACAGACAGAUGAGGCAGAUAUGGGAAUGACAUAUGAUGAGCUUUCACUUUAUGGGAAACUGAGGAAAGUGGAAUGUUGUGGCCCAUACUCCAUGUUUGGCAAACUUGUCCACCUUUGGUCUGAUCAGUGUACACCUAAAGAGGUGUCAGAGAAGGUCAAGGUGUUCUUCAGGUUCUACAGUGUAAACAGACACAAGAUGACAGUUCUUACUCCAGCCUACCAUGCAGAAACAUAUUCGCCUGAUGAUCAUCGCUUUGAUCACCGCCAGUUUCUCUAUAAUUACCGCUGGCUGUGGCAGUUUAGGGCGAUUGACAGGGCUGUAAUGAGUCACACCGCAGAGGGGUUGAAGUCACAGCAGAGCCAGUAACCCAUCGCCUGAUUCGCCAGACUGUGCAGUCAGAAGCUUCCCUGGCAACCAAUCCUUUCAACCUACCUCAGCAUGUGACCUACACUUGCAGUCAAUCUGUUGCUGAGGAUGAGGCAUCGCACAGGCAUAUUGGAUCCAGCAGUGAAGAAGAAAGGAAACGGCGUGGGUCUGCAUCCAUGGUCAUUCCUGCACAGAAAGCGAUUCGCUGUGGGGAUAAAGCUUCGGUCACAAUGCAACAACACACAACAACCAUACACCUGUGAAGUACUUAACUCUUGACUGUGUAGGAGCUGAAGAUAAUGAUUUCACCUUUACAUUUGUCUCUUUGGUUUAAAGUUACUUGGUAAUACAAAGCAACCUUAAUGCUCAACUAAUAAAUAACCUAGUCAGUUCAAUUUUUAAUUUCUUUGCUCUUGUUGAUGAAUUUGGGAAAAUACCUCAUACCUAAAGAUGUAUAGUCAAAAAAUUGUGCAGAUUUUAGAUGAACUUUAUAUUUCAAGUUAAUAUUGCUUUUUAGAAUAUUUUAAAUAUUUUAAUUUUUUUUACUAUAGUUUCUAACUCCUCUUCUUACUGAUGGCCAGAAAUCUUCAGUUUUGAAAGAAAAGUUUUACCUGUAAUCUGGUUUGUUUAAUAGUUAAAACUAGACAAAAUCCUUGCUAUGCAAUUUAUAAGAAAGAAAUCUACCAGUGUUCCAGCUUUAUUUUUUUUAAUAUACUUGUUAUUGAGCAGAAAUAUUUAUUCAGACUUUAUUGUAAUGAAGAAUGGAUUUUAA
Penaeus chinensis is the source of this 2990-nucleotide messenger RNA. It is a transcript of the gene Nadsyn, whose product is annotated as glutamine-dependent NAD(+) synthetase-like. The coding region runs from base 101 to 2218 and encodes 705 amino acids. Gene Ontology annotation, molecular function: glutaminase activity; ATP binding; NAD+ synthase (glutamine-hydrolyzing) activity. Gene Ontology annotation, biological process: NAD+ biosynthetic process. Gene Ontology annotation, cellular component: cytoplasm. The transcript has 14 exons. The record is from RefSeq and is a predicted model, not a curated record. Lineage: Eukaryota; Metazoa; Arthropoda; Malacostraca; Decapoda; Penaeidae.